GGCGUGCGGCCCUGCGGCGCCUGGCGUCACCCACGCGCGUCAGCAGCCCUUUCCCACGCUGGCGCCGCUCUGCGCCUCGAGUCCCCUGGAGCAGGAGCGGGGAUUUUGCUCCCUGCUGCCCUGCGUAAUUCCUGGCUGGGAACAGUCCCGAGCGCCGUCGGGUGGCUGCUGCUGAGCCGUCAUAUUAAACUCCCCCUCGAAAACCUUCUUGUGUAUCCUGGCUCGCUCCAUAGGGGUUUUUUAACCCUGUCAACCCCAGGAGAUGUAUGCUGGCAUGAAUUCUGUAUAGAUUUAUUAUUAUUAUUAUUAUUAUUUACAUUUGAAUGGCAGAAAGCCCUGUAAAAAUGUUUAUACUGUGGAAUAAUGUGUAUACUGUGGAAACGCAGCUUUGAGAACAGCCCAUAGGAAGUCAGGGAGUUAAAUUUUUAAGGAUGAAUCACCGCAAAAGCAGAGGUUGGAGAAAUCUCCUUGAGCGUCUCUGAGUCUGAACGGUCCGGUGGCUGUGUGGCUGCGUCAGGAUGGAGUCUGCUCAGCCUGCUUAGGAAUCAGAUGUUCAGACAGAACCGUACAGAUCUGCAUGAACGAUUACAGUAAAAAUGGAAAUCGCCACUCCUCCGACAUCUAAGUGUAUUAUAUACUGGAAAAGAAAAGUCAAGUCUGAAUAUAUGCGUCUUCGGCAGCUCAAGAGGUUUCAGGCAAAUAUGGGAGCUAAGGCUCUGUUUGUGGCCAAUUUUGCAAAGGUUCAUGAAAAAACUCAAAUUCUGAAUGAAGACUGGAAGAAGCUUCGAGUUCAACCAGUGCAGUUAAUGAAGCCGGUCAGUGGACAUCCUUUUCUAAAACAGUGCACUGUUGAGAGCAUUUUUCCUGGCUUUCCAAGUCAGACACUUUACAUGAGAACUCUGAACACAGUGGCAUUGGUGCCCAUUAUGUACUCCUGGUCCCCUCUUCAGCAGAAUUUCAUGGUGGAGGAUGAAACUGUUCUGUGCAAUAUCCCUUACAUGGGAGAUGAGGUGAAGGAAGAAGAUGAAACCUUCAUUGAAGAACUUAUUAAUAACUAUGAUGGGAAAGUUCAUGGAGAAGAAGAAAUGAUUUCAGGGUCAGUGCUGAUCAGCGAUGCUGUAUUCCUGGAGUUAGUGAACGCCCUGAAUCAGUACUCAGACGAGGAAGAGGAAGGACACAAUGAUUCUGAGGUUAAACAGGAGGAUGGGAAAGAGGAGCUGCCAGUCACAAGGAAAAGAAAACGAAUUGCAGUGGAAGGUAACAAAAAGUGUUCAAAGAAGCGGUUUCCAAAUGACAUGAUCUUCACUGCUAUUUCUUCUAUGUUUCCUGAAUAUGGCUUCCCAGAUGAUAUGAAAGAGAGGUACCGAGAACUUACGGAAGUCUCUGAUCCCAAUGUGCUGCCCCCACAGUGCACUCCCAACAUAGAUGGACCAUGUGCAAAAUCUGUCCAGCGGGAGCAGUCCCUACACUCCUUCCACACGCUUUUCUGCAGGCGCUGCUUCAAAUAUGACUGUUUUCUGCAUCCUUUUCAUGCUACUCCUAAUGUGUAUAAACGAAAGAACAGAGAGACCAAGAUUGAGCCAGAUCCUUGUGGGGCAGACUGUUUCCUCUGGCUGGAAGGAGCCAAGGAGUUUGCUGCGCUGCACAAUCCCAGGUCCAAGUGCUCAGGCAGGCGCCGCCGGAGGCACCAUGUGGUCAGUGCUUCCUGCUCAAACACCCCAGCUUCCACAGUCGCUGAGACAAGGGAGGGAGACAGCGACAGAGACACUGGCAAUGAGUGGGCCUCUAGUUCCUCGGAGGCGAACUCCCGCUGCCAGACCCCCACCAAGCAGAAGCUCAGCCCUGCUUCAUCCCAGCUGUUUGCAGUAGAAGCACCACAGGAGCCUGUCGAGUGGACAGGAGCUGAGGAGUCGCUCUUCCGUGUGUUCCAUGGGACCUACUUCAACAACUUCUGUUCGAUUGCCAGGCUGUUGGGAACAAAGACGUGCAAGCAGGUCUUUCAGUUUGCAGUGAAAGAGUCACUUAUAACAAAACUGCCAACAAACGAAUUAAUGAAUCCAUCCCAGAAGAAGAAAAGGAAGCACAGGCUGUGGGCUGCACACUGCAGGAAGAUUCAGCUGAAAAAAGAUAAUUCACCUACCCAGGUGUACAACUACCAGCCCUGUGACCACCCUGAACAUCCCUGUGACAGCUCCUGUCCUUGCAUUAUGACUCAGAAUUUCUGUGAGAAGUUCUGCCAGUGCAACCCUGACUGUCAGAACCGCUUUCCAGGCUGCCGCUGUAAAACCCAGUGUAACACCAAGCAGUGCCCAUGCUACCUGGCAGUGCGGGAGUGUGACCCUGACCUUUGCCUGACCUGUGGGGCUUCAGAGCACUGGGACUGCAAGGUGGUCUCCUGCAAGAACUGCAGCAUCCAGCGAGGCCUCAAAAAGCAUCUGUUGCUGGCACCAUCUGAUGUUGCUGGCUGGGGGACGUUCAUCAAAGAAUCUGUGCAGAAGAAUGAGUUUAUCUCCGAAUACUGUGGUGAGCUUAUUUCACAGGAUGAGGCUGACCGGCGAGGAAAGGUCUAUGACAAGUACAUGUCAAGUUUCCUCUUCAACCUCAACAAUGAUUUUGUCGUUGAUGCCACACGCAAAGGAAAUAAAAUCCGCUUUGCCAACCACUCUGUGAACCCCAAUUGCUAUGCCAAAGUUGUGAUGGUGAAUGGAGACCAUCGGAUAGGAAUCUUUGCCAAGAGGGCCAUCCAGGCAGGAGAGGAGCUCUUCUUUGACUACAGGUACAGCCAGGCAGAUGCCCUGAAGUAUGUUGGCAUAGAGAGAGAAACGGAUAUCAUUUAGGCCCCAUGCUGGGCAGUCCCCAGCACCCUUUGCUGCUGCACCUUGUAAGCAAAGCCAUGUUUGCUUCACGCUUACAUGACUGCUGCCAGUGUUCCUGUUGCUGUGUGUGUCACAAGUGCUACAUUCCAUCCUGACGCCUGGAGAGCGGAAGGGGAAGGAGCGUGAGGUGGCUGCUGCCAAAGGUUAGCAGUUUUGCCCAGCCCUGGGAUGAGGCAGGCUCCAGAGCCUGACACUGUUGGUGGUCUCCAGGGCUGAAGGGAGCCCAUGGACCAAGGCAACUGGGGCUUGAAGGAAAGCUGUGGUGCCAGAGGAGGAUCAGCGAUGAGUUCUCAGAGUCUCUCCAUUUUCCACUGGCUGCUGGAAAAACAAGAGUGAGUGAGGUUCCACCCGCACCGAGACGAAGAGGGCCGGAAUCUGGCUGUCUGGUGCACCCAGGAAUGGGGGUUAGGGAGGAGCUGUUGGUUGGUGCAGCCCUCUGCAGCCCUCUACCCUGGGGUAAGCACUGGGCUCUGUGCUUCCUCUUGCUACUUUUUAGUCCUGUUGGUUAGGACAGAGACAUAGUUGGGAACGGUAGACUUGGCCCCACACCUGCACAUGUGGCUGCAGCAGUCCCUGGGCCCCACAGUUGCUGUCAAUAAGGCUCUUUUUCCCCCCCAUCCCAGCUGGCUGGAGGACAGAGACUACCUGCACACAGUCUGUGUGGCAUCAUCCAUUGGGAUGGGGAGAGCAGCACUAUGCAAAAAGUCACUUUUAGUAGGGAAACCACUGAGCUGAUCAGAGACAAAGCAUACUGAAAACUGUCCAGAGGUUUCUAGCACUCUGCUCCCAUCCCUAACUCCUGGGGAUGAAGAGGAAACAUUGUCUGUCGAGGUGAGGUUUGGCCUUAGCAUCUCAUUUAAAAAAAAAAAAAAAAAAAAAAAGCAAGCACUUUAAACUAACCCUUCUCAGCCACGCAGCUGGGCCUCCUGCGCCUCCCAGGGUGCUCUCAGGUUGGAGGGGCCGCGUCCCAGACUCUGCUUUUGUCUUUCAGUGGUGUCUUUGCAGGGGAGUUUCUCCAGGCCUGGGACUGGGGGAGUUUGGAUGGAGGGUGACGCAGGGAGCUGGGCCCCAAGUGUCCUCUCCUAUGCAAGCGAGCAUACUGCGAGCUGGCGAAGGGACCUGCAGCCUGGUGCUUAGGGUUCAGGGGACAGAGGCUGUCCCACCUGGCCAGGCCUCACUGCAGCCAUCCAGGGUAGUGCGAGAGUCUGGUGGCACGGGAGUCUGAGGUCUAGCGCCAGACUCCCGUGACUGACUGCACUGAAGUGGCUCUGGGGGAGAUCUGAGUCCUGACGUGGAGCUGAGGCACCCCAGAGAAUGAGAUCCCUUGGCUUUCUCCCACAUGGGCCCAGAGCCCACUUCCCUGCUGGCUGCGGGCUCGGCAGCUCUGGGGCGGACAGUGCUUGCCCGGGCACUGUACGGGCCGAGCGCGCACCUGGGAGCGGAGCAGGGCUGUGUGUGCUGCGUGUGGUGAGGCCUCCGUGUCCCAGAAGCGCAGCAAGGCUGCAAAUGCAGGGAAGGUCUGGGCUCCAGGGUCUGCGCCUGGGAGCAAACCCGAUCCCUGGCACAGGCCUGCUUAGCGUUGCUGCAUUUCUCGGCAACCUGCUGCUGGCAAGCGAGAUGCACCCUUCCUGCUGUAUCCGUCAUGUCCUGCUUGGAGCUCGUAGGGAUUUAGGUCUGUCUGGAGCAACACUUGUGCCCAGCACCUGCCUGAGCCCUGCUCCUCCCACCCCCCACCCCCCUGCUUUCUGCUGCCUCAGUCCAUCUGACUUGCCCCAGCCCUGCUGUCUGUUCAGUGUCCUCUGCCACCAUGGCCGUAUCUGCACUAUGCGAGGCUUGUGUCUGUGGUUUGUUGACGGUGAAUUAUAAUGCACUUUAAAAAUAACAUUGCUUGUAACCUUUGUCAUAAUAAAGUGGUAGCAAACUUC
Molecule: messenger RNA, 4801 nt
Organism: Rhea pennata
Lineage: Eukaryota; Metazoa; Chordata; Aves; Rheiformes; Rheidae
Gene: EZH1
Product: enhancer of zeste 1 polycomb repressive complex 2 subunit
Exons: 20
Coding region: 597-2837 (746 amino acids)
Biological process (GO): heterochromatin formation
Cellular component (GO): ESC/E(Z) complex; nucleus
Molecular function (GO): protein binding; chromatin binding; histone H3K27 methyltransferase activity
Source: RefSeq, a predicted model, not a curated record